GAGAGAAGAGCUAAGAUAGAAAGACAAACAUUUCUGUUGAAGACGGGAAAAGGAAUCGGCAAGAAAAUUUAAUGCAGAUGGCUUCGAAAGAUUCUAGGGCAAAAUUUCCCAAUUCUGCCAAUAUAAGUAUUGAACACUGUCGCCGCUGCUCAUUUCGUAACCAUCGAAACCACAGCGCCGGCAAGUUCAGAUUUCAGAAGAAGGAAGUAAAAUUUCCGGUGUUGGAUAUCUCAGUACUAGACAGAAAUGGCGGUUGAAGCAUCCCUAGGUAAUUCUGUGGCGUCUCUGUCGGCAGAGAACGUUAAAUCAACCGGAAAAUCAGAUGCCGGUAGCCAAGUUAGUAAUUCUGGUGACGGGGUGUAUUGCCAUCAGUGUCGUCAAAAAACCAGGGCUCCCGCAGCAGCAUGCAAGAAUCUUACCAAGAAAAAACCCUGUUUAGUAAAGAUGUGUCACAGAUGCCUAUGGAACAGGUACGGUGAAGAGGUGGAGGAAGUAGCUAGUUUGGAGGAAUGGAAGUGCCCGAAAUGCAGGGGCGCUUGCAACUGCAGUGUGUGCUUGAAGAGAAGGGGCCUUCAACCCAUGGGUGUACUUACCAAUGCAGCAAAAGCGACUGGAUUCUCUUCCAUCACUGAGAUGCCAACUGCUGACAGUGCUGAGGGUUCAGAUACUGGAAAGGUUGGUAAAGACAUGAAUGGGUCUCUGGAAAAUGAUGUAUUAUCUGCUAGAAAGAAAGGGAAGGAAAGUUUGAAUGCAGAUUAUAAUACCUCUUCAAAGAGAAUGAAGCAUUCUAAAUUGGAUGAAACCAGCCAGAUUAUUCCUAAAGAAGUUGUGCUGCCAGUGGGAACGGACUUGAGCAGUGUGGCUGGCAUUGAUGUACCUGCAGAAGAUGUUGGCCAUGCCUUGGAGUUUGUAGAAUUCUGUUAUGUUUUUGGAGAGAUCCUGAAAUUCAAAGACGGGGAAGCAUUAUGUGUCCUUCGAGAUAUAUUUCAUGGGCAAACUAAAAAGCGAGGAAUAUCAUGUCCGGUUGUCAUGUUUCAUGUACACCUACUAUCAGUAAUUAAUGAGGAAGAGGGAGAGAAAUUUGCAGAGCCGAAUCCGAGCUCGUGGUUCAGUGUGCUGAAGAAAUGCUUGGCUGAAUCUGAACAUUUUCUUAGAGUGUUGGGGAUGAGUUAUUUAGAGAAGGCUGCUGACUAUGAUGCUUUAAAUGCUUCAGAAAUGCUUAGGGUCUUAAAUCUGCUGUGCAUUCAUGCUCUUGGCACGAAAAAGCUAAGAAAUUGGAUAGAAUUCCAAAUAACACAAUUUAACCAGAAGGCAGAAGAAGCUAAGCUUAAGGUUUUUGAAGCAAGAGGCGAGACUUUGAAGCAGAAAAUAAAACAGGACACUAUCAAAGCUAUUGAUGCUAGGGAUGGGGAGCAGGAAGCAAUUGUUUCUCUUAAUAGCUCUGCUGCAGAGCAAGCUCAUGGAAAGCUGCUUGAGUCAGAGGCAAUGCUUUUGAAGCGCAUUUCCACAAAGGUGGAAAAAUAUUAGGAAACGUCCCAAAUCUGCCACAGUCAUAUCAUAAACUUGAAAAACUCGUUAAUCAGUUCCCUCCAAUCGUAACCCUAGCUGAGAGAGAAUCAACAACAAUAGAGAGUUUCAAGCCACUACAACCACUGCACCUAUAAGAGAUGUUGGCAAUGGCAUUGUGGUGGAAAUAGGAGGUAGAGAGGUUGGGCUGGUAAAAUGGAUAUCCACAGUUGAUCAGACAGCUGAAGCUAUAUGAGUAGAGCCCAUCUUCACGGACUGCAGUGGUCAUAUGUAUUGGAAACUGAAAUGUGCUGAUGAGUGUGAUGUACUGCAUCAAGAUGUUGGGAAAGGGGAUACUCUUACCUUCAAUGAAAAAUGGUUUGCUCUCAGUGCUGAAGCAAAAAAAAGAAAUUGAGAAGAACCAGAUCAUUCCUACACACAGAACCGAGCUAAGAUAGAAAGACAACCAUUUCUCUUGAAGGCGUGAAAAGGAAUCGGCAAAGAAAAUUUAAUGCAGAUGACUUCGAAAGAUUCUAGGGAAAAAUUUCCCAUUUCUGCCAAUAUAAGUAUUGAAAACUGUCGCCGCUGCUCAUUUCGAAACCAUCAUAACCACAGCGCCGGCAAGUUCAGAAUUCAGAAGAAGGAAAACCGAAUAAAGUAAAAUUUCCGGUGUUGGAUAUCUGAAUACUAGACAGAAAUGGGGGUUGAAGCAUCCCUAGGUAGUUAUGUGGCGUCUCUGUCGGCAGAGAAAGUUAAAUCAACCAAAAAAUCGGAUGCCGGUAGCCAAGUUAGUAAUUCUGGUGACGGGGUAUAUUGCCAUCAGUGUCGUCAAAAAACCAGGGCACCCGCAGCAGCAUGCAAGAAUCUUACGAAGAAGAAACCCUGUUUAGUAAAGAUGUGUCGCAGAUGCCUAUGGACAGUGGCGGAUACAGAAAUUUUACUCUGGGGUACAAAAAAUGAUCUGGGGUACAAAAAAUGUGGGAACAGACUUGAGCAGUGUGGCUGGCAUUGAUGUACCUGCAGAAGAUGCUGGCCAUGCUUUGGAGUUUCUACAAUUCUGUUAUGUUUUUG
Messenger RNA from Salvia splendens (bonfire salvia), 2577 nucleotides. RefSeq lists its product as uncharacterized. Lineage: Eukaryota; Viridiplantae; Streptophyta; Magnoliopsida; Lamiales; Lamiaceae. The record is from RefSeq and is a predicted model, not a curated record. The transcript is spliced from 14 exons. Gene Ontology annotation, biological process: regulation of DNA-templated transcription. Bases 247 to 1527 code for a protein of 426 amino acids. Gene Ontology annotation, cellular component: nucleus.